Hyaena hyaena (striped hyena) is the source of this 1049-nucleotide messenger RNA. RefSeq names its product galectin 3 (gene LGALS3). Gene Ontology annotation, molecular function: carbohydrate binding; laminin binding; IgE binding. The coding region runs from base 92 to 901 and encodes 269 amino acids. The transcript has 6 exons. Lineage: Eukaryota; Metazoa; Chordata; Mammalia; Carnivora; Hyaenidae. Gene Ontology annotation, cellular component: nucleus; immunological synapse. The record is from RefSeq and is a predicted model, not a curated record. Gene Ontology annotation, biological process: neutrophil chemotaxis; macrophage chemotaxis; negative regulation of endocytosis.
CGCUGCGCCGCCGCCUCGCCAGGGUUCUCACCACCUCGCCAGAAGUCGCCCCCGCAGCAAGCUGUCGAGGGAGCGCUGACCCGUGGGGAAAAUGGCAGACAGUUUUUCACUUAAUGAUGCUUUGUCUGGGUCUGGAAACCCAAACCCUCAAGGAUGGCCUGCUCCAUGGGGAAACCAGCCUGCUGGGGCAGGGGGCUACCCGGGGGCCGCCUAUCCUGGCACCUACCCUGGACAGGCGCCCCCAGGCACCUACCCUGGACAGGCGCCCCCAGGCACCUACCCUGGACAGGCUCCUCCAGGCGCCUACCCUGGACAGGUGCCUCCAGGCGCCUACCCUGGCCCCACGGCACCUGCUUAUCCUGGACCAACUGCACCAGGAACCUACCCUGGGCAACCGAGUGGGCCUGGGGCCUACCCGCCCCCUGGACAGCCAAGUGCUCCCGGAGCCUACCCUGCUGCCGGCCCCUUUGGCGCCCCUGCUGGACCACUGACUGUGCCUUAUGACCUGCCUUUGCCUGCAGGAGUCAUGCCUCGCAUGCUGAUAACAAUUCUGGGCACAGUAAAGCCCAAUGCAAACAGACUUGCUUUAGAUUUCAAGAGAGGGAAUGAUGUUGCUUUCCACUUUAACCCACGCUUCAAUGAGGACAACAAGAGAGUCAUUGUUUGCAAUACAAAGCUGGAUGAUUUAUGGGGAAAGGAAGAAAGACAAUCGACUUUCCCAUUUGAAAGUGGUAAACCAUUCAAAAUACAAGUGCUGGUUGAAUCUGACCACUUCAAGGUUGCCGUCAAUGAUGCUCACUUGUUGCAGUACAAUCAUAGGAUUAAAAAUCUCCAGGAAAUCAGCAAACUGGGAAUUUCUGGUGACAUAGAUCUCACCAGUGCUUCACACAUAAUGAUAUAAUCUUAAAGGGGAAGAUUUUUUAAAAAAUGAAAUUGAAUAUAAACCUUUACAUUUAAAUCUCAUGUUUACUGACUGAAAAAUUUUACCUUUCUUUAUUCAUGAAUGUCUUCCUUGUAAGUCAUGCAUUUAAUAAACAUUCUAAGAGUUA